UGCGUCUCACGAACGAGCGUAGCUGGGCAAAGAUGGCGGCGGGCUCCGAUUUGCUGGAUGAUGUUUUCUUCAACACAGAGGUGGACGAAAAAGUAGUUAGUGAUCUAGUCGGAUCUCUGGAGUCUGAGCUAACAGAAGCAGGUCGUGUCAACACAACGGCCAGGGUCCAGUCUGCAGCAAAUCAUACUGGCAACUUAGCUGAAGGUAGUAAUUCCAAUGUUCAGGGCAGCAAAAUUGGACUUUCACAACAAGAGCUUGCUAAAGCAGGGACAGGAGUGCAAGGAGGUGUCAUUAACAGUACGGGGUCCCACGGUUCAAGCAUGGAUGGAGCAGCCGGGACCACAUCGGCGGCGGGACCGAGCUUGACAGCCGCUCAGAGUCAGUCCAAGCCGGGGACAGUUAGCGGAGUCGUUACGAUAGUAUCAGAUGCAACAUCUGGUGUCGGAAAACCUGGGACUACUGGUGUUCAAACUUUGAAUGGAAGUGCCGUGGUGAUGAACUGUCACAUCCCCGGAGUUGCGUCUGCUGACGGCAGCAACAACUCACAGCCCGCCGUCACGCAUGUCAACAACGGACCUGUUUCUGUGAGCAAAGCAGGCGCAGCGGUUUCGUCUGCAGCCCCGUGUACUAUCAUUAGAACUUCUUCGGCUGUGAUUUCGUCUCAGCCCUCUGUGAAAACUGUUCCCACAGUCACGCUUGUGAGGCCACCUAUGCAAAGUCCCACUAACGCCUCACAAAGCAACUUAACGGCAGUUUUAACAUCACCCGCCGUCAGUGUUAGCAGCACGGCGGACUCUCAUGUCAACAAAUUCGACUCCACAAAAACUAUAAUUCAGACUAGUGGACACGUCGUGGCUACAACUGUUGCGACAGGGACAACAGCGACCAUGAGGAGCCCGACUGUUCUGCAAAACUUGAGGACCUCAGUGCCGUCAGCAAUUGCUGCGACUCCUGCAGGUGGAAUACGAGCCAUUGCUCCACAGGUGUUGGCCCCUCGACUCACUCAGCCUCAACAAAACGCCCCAAAUAUCCAAAACAUUCAGCUCCCUCCAGGCAUGGUUUUGGUUCGCAGUGAGAGUGGGCAGCUGCUGAUGAUUCACCAGCAGACCUUGGCUCAGAUGCAGGCCCAGUCACAGUCCCAGAGCGCCAUGACACCACGACCUGCAGCCCCUACCGGCACUCCACCUGUCCAGAUUACUUCUCUACAGGCUCCAGGAGCGUCACUGUUGGCUCGUCCGGUUACCCCCACCACCAUUAUUAAACAAGGUUCAACAGUCCAGACCACUGUGACGGCCACCACCACACUGCAGAGGCCCCCUGUGCUGCAGAACACCAUCAUGCUUGGAGGUACUGCCACCACCCCGGGACAGCCGCUAGGAACGCCCACCACAGUGCAGCCUGGAUCUGCAGCCACGGCAGUUACACAGAGGGUGGGGCCACUUGGGGCCACUGGAACCGCUGUCACUCCAACAGCUAUCAGUGCUGAGACGCUGGAGAUUGUGAAAAAGUGUAGAAACUUUCUGUCGACUCUGAUCAAGCUGGCAUCCAGUGGAAAGCAGUCCUCCGAGUCUAUAGCCAAUGUGAAGGAGCUGGUCAAGAACCUGCUGGAAGGGAAGAUUGAGCCGGAAGAUUUCACCAGUAGGUUAUACCGGGAGCUCAACUCCUCACCACAGCCAUACCUUGUGCCUUUCCUGAAGAGAAGUCUCCCAGCAUUGCGACAGCUGACCCCGGACCCAGAGGCCUUCAUCCAGCAGAGCCUGCUGCCUCAGCCCAGCACUCAGCCUGCUUCCUCAGCCUCCACGGCCCUCACCGCUGUGGUGCUGCGACCUCCUCUCUCCACCACCGCCACUACAGCCACCAGCACUGCAACGCCUAAAACCACAGUCAUCAGCCUCACUCACACACCUCACAGUAAACCUGGACUGAUAGUGCCCCAGCAACAAGGGACGAUGGUGAGGCCACAGGUGACGCUGGCUCAGUCUCCCAUGGUAACACUCAGAGGACAAUCUCAUAGCCGCAUCAUUGUGGGUCAGCUACAGACAGCAGUGAAGCAAACGUUGGUUCCAGGGGCCAAAGGAGUACAAGUAGUCAGUCAGGCCCCUCUCACUCCUGCUCAGAAGAACAAGCUGAAGGAAGCAGGAGGGGGAACCUUCAGGGAUGAUGAUGACAUCAAUGAUGUGGCCUCCAUGGCAGGAGUCAACUUGUCAGAGGAGAGCGCCCGUAUCUUAGCAACCAACUCUGAGCUUGUUGGCGCAGUGACUCGCUCCUGUAAGGAUGAGACCUUCGUCUCCACCUCUUUGCUCACCCGGAGAGCUCUGGAGAUUGGUAAGAAGUUUGGUGUCAGCGAGUUGGGCACAGACGUGAUCAAUUACAUUUCCCACGCUACACAGCAGCGACUACAAAACCUGCUGGAAAAGGUGUCACAAGUGGCGCAGCAGAAGAACAUAACAUUCAAGGAGGAAGAGCGGUAUGAGCAGGUCAGCGAUGUGCGAGCCCAGCUUAAGUUCUUCGAGCAGCUGGAUCAGAUGGAAAAGCAAAGGAAGGAAGAGCAGGAGAGAGAGAUUCUCUUGAAGGCUGCCAAGUCUCGGUCACGGCAAGAGGACCCUGAGCAGCUCAGACUUAAACAGAAGGCCAAAGAGAUGCAGCAGCAGGAGCUGGCUCAGAUCAGGCAGAGAGAGGCCAAUCUAACGGCGCUGGCAGCAAUCGGCCCGAGGAAAAAACGGAAAAUGGAUUCUCCUGUUCGGGGGACCAGUGCAGAGGGCUCAGGGCCAGGGCCCUCCCAGCCUGGAGGCUCCAGUGGAACAGGCUCCAGACAGUUUAUGCGACAGCGCAUCACCAGAGUCAACCUCAGGGACCUGCUCUUCUGCCUGGAGAAUGAAAGAGGGACCAGUCAUUCACACCUGCUCUAUAAAGGCUUCCUCAAAUAGCACCCGCAUUAAAAUGACUAGCCUCGCUCAGCGGCAGUAAGGAAGCAGAGUUAACUGUCAGCUCAGACCCUUUCUGCCUGUACUUGCUUUGAUCGCACACUGCUGACUGACGUCUGUCUGUGGGAAGAAAAUGAUCUGGAAUGCUUUAGAGACACUGGCUUUUAAAAGCCUCUUUAAGCACAGGCCUUUGUGUAUUUUCAGUGCAGAGGUGGAGCAAACAUUGGAACUCGGCCCUGAUAUCAGCGUGCCUCUCAGCUCAGUUUACUCUUUAGAGACCAGUUGCACCCAACCACACUUUUCUCAUGCACUGCCUCAUGCUGCACACAGGAAAAAAAUGUCUUUGACUGAACUGAACACUUCAGAAAAACCUUUUCAGGGUCAUUUCACUGGCAUUUGUGUUGUAGCAGCAAAUCUCUGGUUCCAUUUUAGAUUAAUGUGCAACAUUCAGGCACAUUAUACUGCAGUAAUGUUAUUUUCUUGACCAUUAACGUGAACACUCUGCUUAUGUAAGUUCUUAACAGAGAUUUUAAUUUAUCACACAUUUAUACUAUAUUUUAGCACAGUAUUUAAUGCCUGUGGAUUGUUUUACAGAGACUAAUAUUGACUAGUCUUGUCAGUUGCCUUCUUACCAGAUUAAGCCAUAUGGAUUAGAAUGAGUUGAGCAGCAUCAGUAACUUCAUCUAUCCAACAGUUCUUUCCAGAUUUGUAGGAUGUGUGCUUUCUUUGUCUGUCUUAUGUCUUUGCUCGAUUGGGUACAAAAAGUAUUUAUACGUCAUGCGUUGUGCAUGAUAUUAUCACAGGUGUCUGUAUUUGAAGUCUUGUCACGUUUUCACUGUAAGAGUUAAAAAGUGAAAAUUCCACUUUUUAUUCAGAGUCUAGCACAUUUACUACAUAGACUACACCGACAUGCAUCUUUUCUAAAGCACACCAUAUUUGUUAUAAUUAUUUCCCACCAACCCCAGCAGUCAGCAGUUUUCAUAAAUUUUUUGAGUGAUGAUAUGAAAUUCAACUUAAAGAACUGAACCUUCUAUUACGGUGAACAUCCUUUCCAAAGUACUUGUUGUUUGCCACUUAAUGGUUUGCACAUUGAUUUGGUCUGCAGAUUAUCCGGUUUGUUAAAUGUACUGGUGGCAAGCUCAUUGUCUGCUGAUUUAGAAGAUCCAAGAAUAUGAAACCUUUACAUUAUGAAAGUAAUAAUGUGUCUUUGGCUCUGUGUUUCUUGAAUAAUGUUACCAAGAAGCAGAGCUUUCCAUAUUAAUUCCCUACCUUUCAUAAAUGUCACCCAAAGAGCUACUGCUACUUUUCAAAUAAGAUUAUCUUAAAAUCUUUUUGGAAGGAUGUUUACUGUGAUGGGUUGCCAUCUCAAGCACAUUUUUGUCUUUGGUUUUUGUACUUUAGUAAAAAAAAAAGAAAAAAAAAAAAGAUUCUAUUUAGGUGGCUGCCUGAUGUUAACUUUAAAAAAUCCAAACUAGUAUAGUAUACUUUGGAAACGAAGUGGUUGUUGGUAAUGUGAGGCAUCCAGGGUCUGUAACUCGUGCUAUAAUGAGAAAAACAUUUGGGGGACUUUAGAGAAAUCAAUCCCAACAAUGUAAUGGAUUGCAUUCAUUUAAGUGGAUCUAACAUUUGUCAAUAAGUUGUAUGUCUGCAUUUUUAUAUUUAUGAAUGAUGAAGGUAGUGUUGGUAAACGUGGCCAUGAAAUGCAGAACGAGGACGGCACUAUGACAGAUCAGUUUUCUAAAACGAGUCAAUCUGGUGAACAUACCCACUUUAUAACUUUUUAUAUUUUUAGUGCACAUACUAAUUUUGAUCUUUAUACCUUCUGUCAUUUUAUCAAAGAAUGUUUAUUGGCAAAUUUUACUACUGUACAUACUUAGGUUUGCUAUUUGUAGAUUUAUCAGUUGACUUCUAAUUUGGCAAGUUUGCCUUAUUUUCCACAUAUAUCGAUGUGUGUGAAAUAAGACAAAUACACAAUGCUUUCUUGCCAAUAUCUUGUACAUUUUGCACAGCCACUUGUUUAUAUGUAAAUAUCUGAAUUUUAAAAAGAAAGUUUUUAAUUGCUAUUUUACAAUGGAUUGAGAGAGAAUGUUCUCUAUUAAAACAAAAAACAACAACAA
Molecule: messenger RNA, 5041 nt
Organism: Micropterus dolomieu (smallmouth bass)
Lineage: Eukaryota; Metazoa; Chordata; Actinopteri; Centrarchiformes; Centrarchidae
Product: transcription initiation factor TFIID subunit 4-like
Exons: 16
Coding region: 33-2927 (964 amino acids)
Biological process (GO): DNA-templated transcription; transcription initiation at RNA polymerase II promoter
Cellular component (GO): transcription factor TFIID complex
Molecular function (GO): protein heterodimerization activity; DNA binding; RNA polymerase II general transcription initiation factor activity
Source: RefSeq, a predicted model, not a curated record